UGCAUUGCACUGUACUCGAGCAAUGAUGUAUUUAACAGAAUAUUUGGGGUGCGCUAUGGUGUUGUCGCCGGCUCAGGUUCGAAUGACUUUACUUCAACUAUUCCUUCACGCGGCAGAUAUCUCUAAUCCGACAAAGCCGUUUGAGAGUUGCAAGGCCUGGGCUAAUAGAGUUUUGGAUGAAUUUUUCGCCCAGGGUGAUCUAGAGAAAGCCCAGAACAUACCAGUCCAGAUGCUAAAUGAUCGCAAUACCGUCUCGAGGCCGCAUUCCCAGAUUGGCUUUCUCGAGUUCUUGGUUGCACCUUUGUUCCUGCUGCAGGUAGCGAGAGACGCAGGUUCGAUCCCCGGCUCCGACAACUAA
Molecule: messenger RNA, 358 nt
Organism: Perkinsus marinus ATCC 50983
Lineage: Eukaryota; Perkinsozoa; Perkinsida; Perkinsidae
Product: cyclic nucleotide phosphodiesterase, putative
Exons: 2
Biological process (GO): signal transduction
Molecular function (GO): 3',5'-cyclic-nucleotide phosphodiesterase activity
Source: RefSeq, a predicted model, not a curated record